UACAAAAGUGACCAUACGAGCGAACGGAGCAGUCACGACGUGUUUCCACAAAACGCCACCCGAGACUGUGGCGCUCGAUUGACGCCGCUGGCCAAUCGGCGCACACUGGUCAUCCUAACUGUUGAGUUUGAAUCAUCUGCUGUCACCCGUGAGUGAAAUUCAAAGGCGGACUUCGACGUAGUAACGCGGCCUGACGAGGCACGGCAAACGUGAGUGCACGCGGAAUGCAAGAACUUCAUAAAUAAAGCGGCCUUUCACCGUUCACACGGCACGAGCAUCCGAAAUUAAUCAGGAAUUAGACAAGGAAUAGGAGCAAGUUUUAUCUUCGUAUCUAAAAAUGGCACCUCCAAAAUCAUUACUUGGACAUAAUAGACAAAACGUCCUUGCAACCUCAAGAAAGGGGAUGACAACCAGGAGUCAGAAUGCUGUGCAAAGCAACGUAUGUUCCUUCAAACCUUCCGGCUCGAGAGAGACUCGAGCUAAACGGAAAGCGGAAGCUUCGCCACCGAAAGAAAAAACCACCAAACGAACCGCCUUUGCAAACAUUACUAAUGCCAUCGUAUCGUUCGGAGGACAGAAUCAUGCAUCGAAAAAAACAGUUAAUAUCAUUAAGCCGCAUGUGGAAAAUAAUGCCGCGGCGAAGCCCGCGGACGUUACUACAUUGAAAGCCGUGUUAACGAAAUCAAAAUCGACGAUUCGUGUCCCAAUUCAUACCGCCAAACCCAAAAAAGAAGAAAAGACAGAGAGCAACAAGAGUCAAGGCACGAGGCACAGUUCGGAUUUAGAAAAAUCGGAAGACAAUUCGCUGUACGUCAGCGCCUUGGAAGAUAUUACGGAUAGCAUGAAGAGGACUCGCAGGAGCAACAAUAUUUUAAAAAUCAAGGAGUACGAGAAGACAAUCGAAAUGGACGAGAAGAAAGAGGAAAACUCGAGUGAGCCCAGGACGAGCGAAAAGGUUUCCGCCGCCGCGUUACUGGUUGCCAUGCCCGUAUCGACAGUGCCCGACAAUAUACAAUGGGACUUCGACAUCGAGAAUUGGUUGGAUCCGUUCCAGGUAUCGAUGUACGCGAUGGACAUCUUCGAUUAUUUGAAGGAGCGCGAAGUCCAGUUCCCGAUCGGUGACUACAUGGAGCGGCAGGUGUGCCUCUCGCGGUGGAUGAGGGCGCUGCUGAUCGACUGGAUGGUCGAAGUCCAGGAGUCAUUCGAGUUAAAUCAUGAAACUCUCUAUCUAGCCAUAAAGCUGGUCGACCUGUAUCUAACAAAGGUCACAGUUGGCAAGGAAACCCUGCAACUGUUGGGUGCCUCGAGUCUUUUUAUAGCGAGCAAAUUUGAUGAAAGAAUACCGCCGAUGGUAGAGGAUUUCUUGUACAUAUGUGAUGGCGCGUAUUCGCAGCGAGAGCUCAUCCGCAUGGAGAUGAACGUCUUGAAAGUAGUGAAUUUUGAUCUGGGAAUACCUCUUUCUUACAGAUUUCUUCGGCGUUAUGCUAGGUGCGCUAAGGUGUCCAUGCCCACGUUAACUCUGGCGCGAUACAUAUUAGAGUACUCGCUGAUGGAUUACUCGAUGAUCACGCUCAGCGAUAGCAAAUUGGCAGCGGCGGCGCUCUUAUUAGCAAUGCUGAUGAAAGACUUGGGCGGGUGGAAUUCGACUUUAGAAUAUUAUAGUGGCUAUAAGCUCGAUGAUAUAAGAGAUAUUUGCAAUCUUUUGAAUGAGACUCUGCAUAAGAAACACAAGGAAACCUUAAUGACCGUACGCAAUAAAUACAGCCACAAGAUAUUCUUCGAAGUAGCAAAGCUGCCGCUAAAAGAUACUCUAGAUAUAUAGGUAAUAUAUAAAAAUUACAUUUUAAAUGCAUAUAAAGCAACUGGUAACGUUAAUGAAUCAAGGAAAUAUCCGAAAUUCAACAUGAAAGUACAGACAGACGGUUGACAAAGUGAAAUGAAUCGCAAAGACUAGUCGCAACCAACCAAUCUUUGUUGGAUCGAUCUAACCAUCGCCAGUUGGAAUGGUCGUCAGUAUGCGAAUAGCGACACUAAGCUCUCUAAAUUGUACAAUGCGUAAAAGCUAAGAUGAAAGCGUAAGAACAGUCGAGUGGUCCAUUUAAAGGUUUAAUUCCACAUUCAUCGAUAUGUAUCGAAAGCUUUCUUUUACAAUUAUUAUUAUUAGUAUUAUUCUUAGAACCCCGGAUCAGUGUUAUAACGCUGCGUUCCAUUUGGCCGUCCACGCUGAAUAUCAAAAGCAGUGAUGAGCAAGUAACUCUUUUCUACAUUGCGUUCAACAGUGUUCAGCGCGUGCGAGACAAUCGGGCGCAACAUUACGGCACUCAUUCGCGAGUUCUAAUUAUUAUUAUAUAUAUUUAUACACUUGACACGCGAGAUAUAAUCUCUUUUUGACUUUACAAUCUCAGUAUUUGUAAGUUGUAUAUUUUACUAUUUUUUUUCUCUUUUUUCUUUUUUUUUUUUACUAAAAAAUUUAUUUUAGCGCCACACUUUUACUACACUGCGAGGUUUUCCCAACUGAAAUUUGACGCCGAGUUUUUUCCAACACGCUAGACUAAAAAAAAGUAGUGCAUACUGUCGGGUUUCGCGGAAACAAAAGUGUAAAUUUUUUCCAAAUUUAGAAAAAAAAAUAAAACCUAUUUUAGUAUAAUAUUUUUGUACUUUUAUACACUUUUCCUAACAGAUUUUUCGUAUUUCCAAACCAUGUUAGAGAAACACCAUUUCUUUAAACCUAAAAUUACACAACAACGGUUCCAUCCGUAUUGCACUCGAAUGCUUUGUGUCUAUUGAAACUGGCCUUUCGGCCAGAAUUUUGGAAACACUCGGCUCAUAUUUAAGAAAUUGACCGUCUGACGAUUGUAAAUAAAUUGUAAGCAGUGAUAAAUUUAAGUCAAUAAGGUAAGACGUUAUUUUUAACUCUUCGAGUCCCAAAUUUGUUAAACAAUUUAUUUUUAUAGUGCAUAUUAUCAUUUAUAUGAAAUUUUAUAAUGAAACAAUCAUAAGAUUUAAUUUCCAUCAAAAGAAACAAUUAUAUAAUUAUUUACUAUUAUUUAAAAUCGAUAUGUCAAACAUCGGGACUCAAAGGGUUAAUCCACACGUGCUCGAUUUACAUACUGUUAAACGCAGUCGAAGUUAAAGCAUACUUGCGAAAAAUAUAGCUAUUUCGCAGGCAUCUGUGUUUUACUUUCGGGACAGUCGAUUACGUACAUUAUUUUUCAGUCUUAUCUUAAAUAAUCUCUCGAUACCAAACGCGAACAAACUAUAAUUUCUACUCAAGGUGCUGACGUAUAAAAUGGUGUGGCGCAUUGUUAUACAUCGUUGUUGCGCUUUGUGUAAGCUGCUGAUAAAAUUUACGCUCGGGAUGAGAAAUUGCUCGGAUUCCUGAUUGUUACAAUCGAAAGUGACCGAAAUUUCCGUCGCGGAAUUAUCCGACGAUACGAGAAAUAAAAAAAAAUCGACAUGAUGAGAUCUUAGAAGAUAAUUAUACUUAGCAGUAUACUAAUUUAGCUGUGUACGUUAUGGCAAUUCAGCUAGAUACGAUUUAAGCUCCUGUUUUGUACAUUUAGCGAAGUAAGGUUUUCCUUCUCCGUUGAAAAUCGCGAGUGCUCAGUUUUCGAGCGAUUACUAUCGAUAUUCACGCCAUCAAAUUGUCACUAUGGUUCCACAGAGAGUGCGUCUGCUUAAAAUACUAGGAUUGUUUAGAGCAAAGGUGCACCUGAUCGAUUACUCAAGUUCAAGAAGCAAAAAAAAUUAAGUUAAACGUCUCACGUGUGCCAAAGUUGAAUGUGAUAGUAAUUCAAAAAAAGACUUAGUUCACUACAUUGACAGAUUCCGACGUUUCAAGACGCGAUGUAUCACAAGGCUCCUGUGAGUGACGUGUACUUUCUUCACCGAAACAUUUAGAUAACCGUCGAAGCGAAUAAAAAGACCACCUGUGAUAUCAAUAUUGUCACAAAAUCGAAAGAAUGAUGAGUGUGUGUGUCAAAUAUGUUUUUUUACAUGCAGGGCGGCCACAAAAUCCUGUUAUCCGUAAUGUAAAAUUGAAGAGCUCGUAGAGCUCGGUAAGGACGAAAUAAAUCCGUAAUUUGCAAAUUCCAUUUCGGAGGCGAUUAUCUGAGAUAUCAUCGUACAAAUUACAGGCUUAUCUCAUCCUUUUGCCUUAACUGGCAAAAUUCCCAUUAUUUGGCACUCUUACGAUAUAUUGUAUUUAUAUAAUUAUUAUAAUUUAUUUAUAACAAUGCGAAGAAAUAUGAAACGAAAUAUUGAAAUGUAUGCGAGAUAACAAGGAAAUUUAAUAUAUAUAAAAAAAAUAUUUAAAAAAUAAAAUAUAACAAAGCAACAAUUGAUCCCGGUGGAUCAAAUUCUGUGUGACAUUCUUUUCAGUUUUUCUUGAGAAAAUAUAAAAGUGAAAUAAAAAUGACAUUCCACAUA
This is a messenger RNA of Linepithema humile (Argentine ant), 4428 nucleotides long. It is a transcript of the gene CycB3, whose product is annotated as cyclin B3. The record is from RefSeq and is a predicted model, not a curated record. Gene Ontology annotation, cellular component: cyclin-dependent protein kinase holoenzyme complex; cytoplasm; nucleus. Gene Ontology annotation, molecular function: cyclin-dependent protein serine/threonine kinase regulator activity. Lineage: Eukaryota; Metazoa; Arthropoda; Insecta; Hymenoptera; Formicidae. Gene Ontology annotation, biological process: mitotic cell cycle phase transition; regulation of cyclin-dependent protein serine/threonine kinase activity.